CACACUUCUACACUAAAUCAAACUCAAUAAACCACUAAAAUGGUCUCUACAAUCCAAUCUGGUGCUCGCGUCCUUGUUACUGGCGCUACCGGCUACCUCGGUGCAGCUGUUGCUGAGCAGUUUAUUCAGGAAGGUUACAUUGUUGUCGGCUCCGCUAGAACACUAUCAAAGGCAGAAAAUGUCAAGAGCUUCUUUGAUAAGAAGUACGGAUCUGGCAAAUUUGAUAUUUAUGCGUCGGGCGAUCUCGAGAAAGAAGGCGCUUUUGACGAUGCGGUGAAAGACGUGGCAGCUAUUGUACACGUUGCAUCUCCCGUGGGUGUUGCGUCUGAUGAUCCCAUCAAGGACGUCGUUGAUGUGGCUGUCAAAGGCACUACAAGUCUACUAAACUCCGCACUGAAGUAUGGCCAGAACGUCAAAUCUGUGGUGGUGGUAUCCAGCGUGGCCAGUGUUCUCGAUUCUUCUGUGCCAGAAGAAUACGUUUAUAAUGAGAAGGACUGGAAUGAUGGUGCCUUAAAGACUGCGCUCGAACUUAAGGCAAAAGGCGAAGCCAUCAAUCCAUUCUUAGCAUAUAUGGCUAGCAAGAAUGAAGCUGAACGUGCGGUAUGGAAUUUUAAAGAGAACAACAAGCCCACAUUCACUUUGUCAACUGUAUUACCAACGUACCUGUUUGGAGCCAUUGUACCCACUCCACGAUCGGUUGCUGACGUCAAUGCUGCCAGUACAGCCAGACAUAUUGUGAACUAUUAUACCGGUGAGAACAAAGAUUACAAACAAGUGCUUCCACCUGUAGGUUUCGUCAGUAUCGUUGACGUUGCUCGUGCAAGUGUCCUCAUCGUCGAGAAAAAUGACGUGUCGGAUGGGCAGCGAUACUUGUUAAACGCCGGUCCUUACUCUUUCCAACAAAUCGUGGAUAUUUUGCGCAAGAAUUAUCCCGAACGACAAAGCAUCAUUGUCAAAGGCGAACCUGGAAACUACGAGAAGGCAAAUCUGCCCAAGCAAUAUGAUGGUAGUAAAAUCACUCGUGAUCUUGGUCUCAAGUACACUGAUCUUGAGACGGUGAUCCUAGCUACCAUAAACAGCGCUAAAGAUGUCCUACAGUAAAGAUUUAUAAAUUGUCUAGUGAAUAAAAUCAGCAUUUCUGGCAAAUCAGUA
Molecule: messenger RNA, 1152 nt
Organism: Umbelopsis ramanniana AG
Lineage: Eukaryota; Fungi; Mucoromycota; Umbelopsidomycetes; Umbelopsidales; Umbelopsidaceae
Exons: 2
Coding region: 40-1101 (353 amino acids)
Molecular function (GO): oxidoreductase activity, acting on the CH-OH group of donors, NAD or NADP as acceptor
Source: RefSeq, a predicted model, not a curated record